Messenger RNA from Protopolystoma xenopodis, 768 nucleotides. The record is from the annotation of a GenBank genome assembly. NCBI's taxonomy places the organism in Eukaryota, Metazoa, Platyhelminthes, Monogenea, Polystomatidea, Polystomatidae.
AUGGACGAUCUAGAAAAUGCCGAAGAGGCCUUAGUCGAAGCGAACAACUUGAACAAUCACGACGCCAAGGUCUGGGCCUAUCUGUCGAUGCUGUGUCUACGAAGAGGCAGAAGAAUCGAGGCUGAGCAGGCCUUCAAAUACGCCUGCAAGACUCUGGUGUUCCAAGCCACAAAUGUUGUGGUACUGCUGGCUUUGAUUAGGUUCAAUGUGGAACCACAACUUUUAAUAAAAAAGCCAAAAGUACACAACAGCCCAGAAAUUCAUCAUACAGCUUUUCGUUUUGCUCUGUUGACAGACAUAAUUGAUUGUAUUGAACCCAUGUUUCAUAUGAAAACUCAUAUUCUGUAUGGAUAUUUCAAAGUUGGACAGUAUUUCUCAGUUGGAUUGAGGAAGCCAGACUCGAGGAAUGCAGCCUGGCGGCGUUUCGAAGCCUCUCACCUCGCCCUGAGCACUGAGCGACACUCGCAGACUAGCAAAGAACACGCCUUUUUUCUGUACGGUCGUAAAAACGGCCAACCCAAAUCAACCGUCGGGGUGACUGAUCCUCCUAUCCUGAAACUUACAUCAGACCGACACAAGAGAUUUGAUGUGCCUCAUGCUCGUCCCUCAUCUCCUCAUCUCUUCCUAAACUCUGUGCCCCUUUGGUAUAUGGGUCUUUCUGACUUGGAACUCUUGAAUGAAUUGUCCUCUCUGCAGGUUGCGGUAGGAUUUGGAAACCCUCUCGUCGGCUGCCAGCCGCCUCGGCUACCCGGCAUCUUAGAAGUGUGA